Phyllostomus discolor (pale spear-nosed bat) is the source of this 4940-nucleotide messenger RNA. RefSeq names its product lysine demethylase 3A (gene KDM3A). The record is from RefSeq and is a predicted model, not a curated record. Gene Ontology annotation, cellular component: histone deacetylase complex; chromatin. Lineage: Eukaryota; Metazoa; Chordata; Mammalia; Chiroptera; Phyllostomidae. The transcript has 26 exons. Gene Ontology annotation, biological process: regulation of transcription by RNA polymerase II. Bases 341 to 4312 code for a protein of 1323 amino acids. Gene Ontology annotation, molecular function: transcription coregulator activity; histone H3K9 demethylase activity; chromatin DNA binding.
AGUGCGUGUCUUGUGAGAGCUCUUGAACCAAGUCAGAUCUAGAGUCGGCUCGGUGGUUGGAAACAGCGGCCGCCGCGGGUGACUCAGGGAGGCGGGGUAAGAGCGUCGCGGCCUCGGCUGCGGGGAGAGGAGGAAGAAAGGUGAAGGAACUGAACCUGCGGCCUUGCCGCUCGUGUGCUGCAGGCCGGGGCGAGAAGCGUCCGAGGAUCGGCGUCCGGGAAGCGGGGUGUCGGGCGGGGCAAGUGCGGAACCGUGGGGGACUCGGCCGCCUGGGACGGGCUCUCUGCGUUGGGGCCUUCUCCUUUCUAGGGGAGGGGCCCUUCCUGCAGGCGUGGAAAUCAUGGUGCUCACGCUCGGAGAAAGUUGGCCAGUAUUGGUAGGGAAGCGAUUUCUCAGUCUGUCCGCAGCCGACAGUAGCGACAACAGCCACGACGGCUGGGACGUGGAGCGCGUCGCGGAGUGGCCCUGGCUCUCGGGGACCAUUCGAGCCGUUUCCCACCCUGACGUUUCCAAGAGGGAUCUGAAGGUGUGUGUGGAGUUUGAUGGGGAAUCUUGGAGAAAGAGAAGAUGGAUAGAAGUCUACGGCCUUCUAAGGAGAGCAUUUUUAGUAGAACAUAACUUAGUUUUGGCUGAACGAAAGUGUCCUGAAAUUUCUGAACGAAUUGUACAGUGGCCUGCGAUAGUAUACAAAUCCCUGUUGGACAAAGCUGGUUUGGGAUCCAUUACUUCUAUUCGCUUUCUAGGAGAUCAGCAGAGAGUAUUUCUUUCUAAAGACCUUUUGAAGCCUAUACAGGAUGUGAACAAUCUUCGACUUUCCCUUAUGGAUAAUCAUGACAUCAGUAAAGAAUUUCAAGCUUUGAUUGUGAAACAUUUGGAUGAAAGCCAUCUUUUACAAGGUGACAAAAACUUAGUUGGUUCCGAAGUAAAGAUUUAUAGCUUGGACCCAUCAACUCAGUGGUUUUCUGCAACUGUUGUAAAUGGAAACCCAACAUCAAAAACUCUUCAAGUCAACUGUGAGGAGAUUCCAGCACUGAAAAUUGUUGAUCCAUCACUGAUUCAUGUUGAAGUUGUACAUGAUAACUUUGUGACAUGUGGUAAUUCUACAAGAACUGGAGCUGUAAAACGCAAGUCUUCUGAGAAUAAUGGAAGCCUGGUUUCUAAACAAGCAAAAUCUUGCUCUGAGGCUUCUCCCAGUACAUGUCCUGUGCAGUCUGUUCGCACAACAGUUUGUAAGGAUAUAGUACUCGGCUGUACUCCAGCAACUCCACCUGGUAAGGACCCAAGACAGCAGAGUACUCCCCAAGCUACCAUUUCUCCACCUAACCUUGGAGCAAGAAUUCCUCAAGGAUGUCAUAAACAGAGUUUACCAGAAGAACUUUCUUCCUCCUUAAAUAUGAAGACUCAAAUACUGAGAACAAAGCCAGAUGUCGGCAAAGUAGGGUUGCUCUCUUCCGAGUCCUCUCAGAUUGGAACUGGAGACUUAGAAAUCCUGAGUGAACCAAAAGGUAGCUGUACCCUGCUGAAGACCAAUGCUGAUCAGGAAAACGGAUUGGAAUCUGUUCCACAACCAUCAACUGGCCUUCCGAAGGUGUGCUUACCUACAAAAGCUUCUUCAGUGGCAGGAUUGGAAAUUGCCAAUACUCCUGAACUGCAGAAGCACUUAGAACUUGCACCUUCCACAUCUGAUUUUCUUUCAAAUAAGCUGGAAGGGAAAGCUGGUAUCAGUGCUGAUAACCCUAAUAGUUGUGUGGAAAAAAAGGUAGAACCUUCGACCUUAAGUUGCCAAUCACAGAAUUUAAAGGAAUCUUCAGUAAAAGUAGAUAAUGAAAACUAUUGUACAAGAAGCAACAAUAAAAUCCAGAAUGUCCCAUCCCGGAAGUCGGUUUUGACAGACCCAGCCAAACUCAAGAAGCUGCAGCAGAGUGGUGAGGCCUUUGUACAAGAUGACUCCUGUGUGAACAUUGUUGCACAGCUGCCCAAGUGUCGGGAGUGUCGCUUGGACAGUCUCCGCAAGGAUAAAGAACAACAGAAAGAUUCGCCUGUGUUUUGUCGCUUCUUUCACUUUAGAAGGUUACAGUUCAACAAACAUGGUGUGUUGCGGGUAGCAGGCUUCUUAACACCAAACAAGUAUGACAAUGAAGCAAUUGGCUUAUGGUUGCCUUUAACCAAAAACAUUGUGGGGACUGAUUUGGACACAGCAAAGUAUAUCUUGGCCAACAUUGGAGACCACUUCUGUCAAAUGGUGAUUUCUGAAAAGGAAGCUAUGUCAACUAUUGAGCCACACAGACAGGUUGCUUGGAAGCGGGCUGUCAAAGGUGUUCGAGAAAUGUGUGAUGUGUGCGACACCACCAUCUUCAACCUUCACUGGGUGUGUCCUCGGUGUGGGUUUGGAGUGUGUGUAGAUUGCUACCGGAUGAAGAGGAAAAAUUGCCAACAGGGUGCUGCCUAUAAGACUUUCUCUUGGAUAAGAUGUGUAAAGAGUCAGAUACAUGAACCAGAGAACCUAAUGCCUACACAGAUCAUUCCUGGAAAAGCCCUCUAUGAUGUUGGAGACAUUGUUCAUUCUGUAAGAGCAAAAUGGGGAAUAAAGGCAAAUUGUCCCUGUUCAAACAGGCAAUUCAAACUCUUUUCCAAGCCAGCCUCAAAGGAAGACAUAAAACAGACUUCCUUAGCUGGAGAAAAACCGACUCUUGGAACCAUGCUCCAACAGAACCCCUCAGUGCUGGAGCCGGUAGCCCUGGGCGGGGGAGCUGCCUCCAAGCCGGCCAGCAGCAUAAAGCCAGCCUGUCCAGCCAGCACAUCUCCUUUAAACUGGCUGGCAGACCUGACCAGUGGGAAUGUCAACAAGGAAAACAAGGAAAAACAACCAAUGAUGCCAAUUUUAAAGAAUGAAAUCAAAUGCCUUCCACCUCUCCCCCCUUUAAGCAAAUCCAACACAGUCCUGCAUACUUUUAACAGCACCAUUCUGACACCUGUAAGCAACAACAGUUCUGGCUUCCUCCGAAAUCUCUUGAAUUCCUCUACAGGAAAGACAGAAAAUGGACUCAAGAAUACACCAAAAAUUCUUGAUGACAUCUUUGCCUCUUUGGUGCAAAAUAAGACUUCCUCUGAUUUAUCUAAAAGGCCUCAAGGACUGACGAUCAAGCCCAGCAUUCUGGGCUUUGACACCCCUCACUACUGGUUAUGUGACAAUCGCUUGCUGUGCCUGCAAGAUCCCAACAACAAGAGCAACUGGAACGUGUUUAGGGAGUGCUGGAAACAAGGGCAGCCAGUGAUGGUGUCAGGAGUGCAUCACAACUUGAACACUGAACUUUGGAAACCUGAAUCCUUCAGGAAAGAGUUUGGAGGUCAGGAAGUUGACCUAGUUAAUUGUAGGACCAAUGAAAUCAUCACGGGAGCCACAGUAGGAGACUUCUGGGAUGGAUUCGAAGAUGUUCCAAACCGACUUAAAAAUGAGAAAGAACCAAUGGUGUUGAAACUUAAGGACUGGCCACCAGGAGAAGAUUUUAGAGAUAUGAUGCCUUCCAGGUUUGAUGAUCUGAUGGCCAAUAUUCCGCUGCCUGAGUACACACGGAGAGAUGGCAAACUGAACCUGGCCUCUAGGCUGCCAAACUACUUUGUUAGGCCAGAUCUGGGUCCCAAGAUGUAUAAUGCUUACGGAUUAAUCACUCCAGAAGAUCGGAAAUAUGGGACAACAAAUCUUCAUUUAGAUGUGUCCGAUGCAGCCAAUGUCAUGGUCUAUGUGGGAAUUCCCAAAGGACAGUGUGACCAAGAAGAAGAAGUCCUUAAAACUAUUCAAGAUGGAGACUCUGAUGAACUCACAAUAAAGCGAUUUAUUGAAGGAAAAGAGAAACCAGGGGCCCUCUGGCAUAUAUAUGCUGCUAAGGACACGGAGAAAAUACGAGAAUUCCUUAAAAAGGUAUCAGAAGAGCAAGGUCAAGAAAACCCAGCAGACCAUGAUCCCAUUCAUGAUCAGAGCUGGUAUUUAGACCGAUCCCUAAGAAAGCGUCUUCAACAAGAAUAUGGAGUUCAAGGCUGGGCUAUUGUACAGUUUCUUGGGGAUGUGGUGUUUAUCCCAGCAGGAGCUCCACAUCAGGUUCAUAAUCUAUAUAGCUGUAUCAAAGUGGCUGAAGAUUUUGUUUCUCCAGAGCAUGUUAAACACUGCUUCUGGCUUACUCAGGAAUUCCGUUAUCUGUCACAGACCCAUACCAAUCAUGAAGAUAAGUUACAGGUGAAGAACGUUAUCUACCAUGCAGUCAAAGAUGCAGUUGCUAUGCUGAAAGCCAGCGAAUCUAGUUUUGUCAAACCAUGAGGGUCCAGAGACACCUUAGCCCCUGUACAUUGGAAAUGAAUACUGGCAGCUGUUCAAACUCUUCAGGCGGGAUUCCUGUGGACUUUGAGAUUCAUGUUACCUCAUCUUUUUUAAAAAGUGUACCUGGUGAGGGUACUCUGUCUAAUGUAUAUUUCUAGUGUUUACAGACACUAAAUGUGUAUAUUUAGUAACUAUUUACAGAACAUGCAUCCUUAAACUGUGACUUCUCACCUAGUGCAGAACUUCUACCAAGCUGUAAAAAUAAAACCUCUUCUCAGCUCUGGAAUAAUACUGCAGUUAUUCUCUAGCUGUUUGGUUUGACAGCUUAGUCAAAAUGAGUUAUAACUACUAGGAAUAACUGCGCAGUUUAUUUGGGUUGUAUUUUGUUCUGUGUCUGUCUGAGUAUCCCCUCCCCCACCCUUAGUGUUUAGAAGAGCAACGGAGAGAAACGACAGCUAAUGAUGCCAUUCUUACCAUUUGGCAUUUGGACGGGCAUUAUUAUAUAGCAGAAAUGAACUACUGUACAAUUCUUGGGGUUAACCAUCUUUAGUUAAAUGAAAUUUUAAUUUAAAUGAAGCUUCGCUAAUUUUAAGUGUUAAGCAUUUUGCAUUAAAGUAUUCAUAUAAUA